UGAUGUCAUUUCCUUCACUCAAUGUCUUUGGCGCCGCGAAUAUUUGUUUGGAAAGUGUCGUUGCCUCAGAACCCGCAUACGAUACUUAUUUAAUCGCGCUGUAGUUUUAAUAGAAAGGACAGUUAUAUUAACCGUUAGUGUUUUCCUUUUUGCCUCUCCUGGGCACAUCUUUUAAUGUGAAAUACAGUUGAUGUUGAACUAAUCAUCAUUACUUUAAUGCAAAUGAACGCACCUCUCUAACCUUAAUCGGAAUGAAAAUGGAUCGGAUUAAAUUGAAGAACGCAAAGGUGACAACGGGGGGCCAGAGGGACCUCUUGUCCUUCUUCUCCACGGGCAAACAGAAGGUCUCAAAGUCUACCGUCAAACAGUCGUCCACGAAGACCGAAGCCCGGAGCAGACCCAGUCUACCCCUCCCCGUCCUCUCCCCCAUCAAGAGGAGCGUCCUGGCAGUUGUGGAAAACAUUCUACCCCUCUCUCCAGAUCUCCUUCUGGCCAUCCCCGAGACCCCCGACAGCCAAAUCAGGCCCUCCUCAGCCAGAGUCCCUGGCCCGAGCCCCAACCCCAGCGCCGAGGCAUCCAGUCUGGGGGGGUCCCCUCUUUGUCGAAGCCCCAGCUCCAGACGAGUGGACAUGCGGCGGAAAAUGAGACUGGACGGAGAGCGGGAGAACCUGUCCGAGGAGGCGGUGGGAUCGGGGAAGCGGCUCUUCAGUCCAGAAGACUCCCACGCCGCCAAGAGGCCCAGAACUGGCGACGUACCAGCGAUCCACCGCUCGGCCGGAAGCAAAGCCUGCAUCCCCGUUGAAACCCUACCUGCCAAGCAAUGCCUUACCGAAGGCCGCUUUGAGACGGAGGGGCCGGAAAGGAUUCAAAGUUCAGAGCUCUCCUCUCGCAGAUCUAACCAGGUGACCCUGAUCGGUGUUCAGCAGAACACCGUGGCCUCGCCAACGCCCCUCUCUGAGAUGGGCGGUCUUCCCCGAGAGGAGUCUGUGUUUACGCUCAUCAUGGAUCAGAGGGACACCACCCCGGCGGAGGUCGGCGCGCUGGCGCCCUCACCGCAGCGGACCAUGCGCGCUCCCAGCACGGCAGGUGGUGCAGACGGAGCUAACCCGUCCAGCCUCGCCGUGACGGCGCAUAUCGACGACCUCGGCAAGGGAGCCACGGGAGCCACCGAUCCAGCCGGGACCUCGUCCGAUGGAGACGGCCGUGUCGUGACCUCGUCGGACCUGGCACCCUUGGAGUUUCCUCUUGAUGAGAAAUGGUUUGAAGAUGAGAUGGAGCAGAUCUCUGACCUCUUGGAGCAGAAGAAAGCUAAAGCGAGCCGAGUGCCCGACCACGUGGUCCUGUCCGGGGGCAUCAACAACCGUUACUGGGUGCUGGAGGUGGAGGAGCGGCCCGGUCAGAAGACUCUGACCAUCACCUGCUCUAAAACCCUCCAGCCUACAGAGACCUGUCUGCUGAAGGACGGAUGGGAGACGAGCCCGGUGUCUCGGGGCAGCGUGGUGCACCUGGAGGGCCAGUGUGUGUCGGGCUGCUGGCGGGUGGAGCGCGAGCAGGGCUUCCUGGUUGUGCUUCCUGACGUGCUCAUCUCCGGGACCAGCAUCUCCAACUCGAUCCGCUGCAUGAGACGCGCGGUGCUCAGCGACAUGUUCAAGAGUUUUGACGGCGGUUCGAAGCAGAUGCUGAACGGCACCAUAGUCCACGAGGUGUUCCAGAAGGCUGCCAUGGCCAAAGACUUCUCCAUGGACAAGCUGUCCUCCCUGGCGGACCAGGCCCUCCACAGCCCACAGCACCUGGGGGACAUGUACACUUUGGGAGUGACCCAGGAAGAGAUGAAACAGGAGCUGCAGGACUACCUCCCCUCCCUCCGAAGCUGGGCCAACGACUACCUCCAUCCCUCCACUCCGAGGCCCAUCCCCCUUAAACUAGCGAGCGACCGCUUGGGGGCUCCGAUCGGCGGGAGGCAGCCCCCCCCGCCCGUCUACACGGUGGCCGAGCUGGCGGACAUCGAGGAGAACAUGUGGUCGCCGCGCUUCGGCCUGAAGGGGAAGAUCGACGUGACGACGCGCGUCCGCGUCCAGCGGACGGGCCGCGACGGCCGGCGACGCGCCCAGGAGAGGGUCAUGCCCCUGGAGCUGAAGACGGGCAAGGAGACCAACUCCAUAGAGCACCGCAGCCAGGUCAUCCUCUACACCCUCAUGGUCCUGGAAAGGCAUGUGGACUCUGAAGCCGGCCUGCUGCUGUACCUGAAGACUGGAAACCUGCACCCCGUGGUGGCUGGCCACAUGGACCGCAGAGAGCUCCUGAAGCUGCGGAACACGCUAGCCCAUCAGCUUAGCAACGUGGUGGAGACGGGGGCCGGGCGGAGCCGCCUGUCCCAGCUGCCGGAGGUCCUGGCCAACAGACAGGUGUGCCAGUACUGUCCGCAGAAGAGGAACUGUGCCCUGUACGAGCGGGUGGUGGAGGGCCCACCUUCGGACGUCCCCCAGGACGCGGUGACAGACUUCCUGCUCGAGGAGACGGGUCACCUGACUGGGCCGCACCUCAGCUACUUCUCCCAUUGGCUGCUGCUCUGCUGCCUGGAGAGCGUCACCAUGGAGCAGAAGAGCAGCCGCAGGAAUGUGUGGCUGCAGUCUGCCGACGAGAGGGAGAAGAGCGGAGGGGCCGUGGGAAAUCUUGAAAUCGUCGGCCCGGUGACCAUCCAAUCAGAAGGAGUGUUCUUGCAUCGCUUCCAGCGACGCACUCCGACCGCGCGGCAGGAGCUAGGCGGUGGUUUGGCGGACGGAGACCGCGUCGUCGUCAGCGACCAGGAGGGUCGUCUGGUCGGCCUGGCAACCGGCUACAUGUGUAACGUCACCAAGACAUCGGUUGGCUGCACUCUGGAUAGGGACCUGUCCAAGUUCAGCGAGGCGUCGUUCAGGUUGGACCACGACGAAGGGGUCUUCGGCCUCAGCACCCAUCUCACCAACCUCUCCAGGCUCAUGGAGAACAGUCCAGACAGUGAGCGUCUAAGGGAGCUGGUGGUGGACCUCCGUCCUCCUCAGUUCAUCGACAACCUCAGCUCCGUUCUGCCCAGAGAGGCUAAGGACGCAGUGGCUGAAAUUCUCAAAGGUCUGAACAAGCCCCAGAGGCAGGCCAUGAAGAAAGUGUUGUUGUCCCAGGACUACACGCUGAUCGUUGGGAUGCCCGGCACGGGCAAGACCACCACCAUAUGCACCCUGGUGCGUAUCCUGCAUGCGUGUGGGUUCAGCGUGCUGUUGACCAGCUACACCCACUCAGCCGUCGACAACAUCCUGUUGAAGCUCAAGCGCUUCCGGGUCGGGUUCCUCCGCCUGGGGAGGGGGGAGAAGGUUCAUCCAGAGAUCUUGCCCUACACUGAGAGUGAGAGGAGGAAGGGAGUGGACACGCUGGCGGCGCUGGAUCAGCUCUACAGCAAGGAGCUGGUGGUGGCCACCACCUGCAUGGGCACCAAGCACCCCAUCUUCACGCGGCGCAGGUUUGACUUCUGCAUCAUGGACGAGGCGUCUCAGAUCAGCCAGCCGGUGUGCCUGGGCCCUCUGUUUUACGUCAAGAGGUUUGUCCUGGUGGGAGAUCACCAGCAACUGCCCCCCAUCGUUCAGAACCAAGAAGCCCGGUCUUUGGGGAUGGAUGAAAGCUUGUUCAAGCGCCUUGAGCUCCACAGUGAAGCGGUGGUCCAUCUUAAUGUUCAGUACAGAAUGAACAGGCCCAUCAUGUCUCUCAGUAACUGUCUGAUGUACGACGGGCGGCUGGAGUGUGGGUCUGAGAGGACGGCGUCCGCCCGGCUCGCCUUGCCCUUCCUGGUGUCUGUCCAAUCAGAGCUCAGCUCGCACUGUGAGGCGACCCCUAAGGAUCUGACGUGGGUGCAGGCUGCACUGUUGCCCGGCAGUCCGGUUUGCUUUCUCGAUACCACCCAGGUGCCGGCCUAUGAGACGGUGGAGCAAGGAGGCGUCAGCAACCACACCGAGGCUGCUCUGAUACACACCCUGCUCUCUCUCCUGAUAAAGGCCGGCUGUAAAGCCAGUGAGGUGGGCAUCAUCGCCCCCUACAGGCAGCAGUUGAAGAGCAUCUCUACCCUGCUGCAGGCCACUGCGUUCAGUGGCGUGGAGGUGAACACGGUGGAUAAAUACCAAGGGAGGGACAAGAGCGUCAUCUUGCUCUCGUUCGUCAGAAGUACCCAGGAAGAGGGGAACUUGGGGGAGCUGUUGAAGGACUGGCGGCGUCUGAACGUAGCGGUGACCAGGGCUAAACACAAGCUGCUCAUGGUGGGCUCUGCGGCUACGCUACGUCGCUACGCACCGCUGGAGAAGCUGCUGAACCAUCUGCAGCAGGAGAACAUGAUCAUUCAGCUCCCUACAGAUGCACAUAAAGCUUUUCCCAGCAUGCACCUGUUAUGAGGUUCCCGUGGAAACCAUGGACCUGUAAUGCCUUUUUCUAGCUAACCAUGCAAGAAGACACUGGAUAGGAACUUGUCAAAGUGUUGGUAUGACUAAACCAUAUGGUAAUGCGGACCAAUGUCUUAAUUGUAUUUUAUAUUUGUUUAAUUGUUCGUAAGCUAAUGUUUUCAAACUGUCAAAAUGAAACGCUGCUUUUCAAGCUACAACUGUGCUUUUGACAAUAAUGCAAUGUGAUCAGAUUCACAGGGUAAGCAGUAGUACAUGUCCGAAAAAAAAAGACAAGUACCAUUAGAAUUCUCUGGUAAUGGCACACCAUUCUCGUAUGUCUGAGUUUGUCAUAAAGAGCUAUUUAUUUAUUUUGAAUCAAAUAACCUUCAGCUUAAAACGCCAAAGCGUGUUGGUACACUGUGAGAAACUCCAAUAAGCUUUUGUCAUCUGACCAUCAUUCCGUUAGUAGAUGUCUUUGUCACUGUCUGAUAAAUGUGAUUUACUUUGUUAAUUCUUUGAACCAUGGUAAGCUUUUCCGUUUUAAAUCACUCAUAGUUUUUAUAUCAACAUAAUAUUGUAUCCCUCAGUUUAAGUUGCGGUCUCUUGCCUGGUACUUCACCACAGCAUCACUAAGGCAAUGCACAUGCAAAUACCUCCGACUUCAGUAACAUGUAACUUAUAGUUUAGAUCUAACACAUUUCUUAGGUUGGAAUCAAGCCGUUAACUUAAAGGUUCUAAUUUAUUCCAUGGGUUGUAUUUAUUGUCACUGAUUAAUGAACUACACCAGGUCCAGCAUUAUAAGCUACCUCUGAUCUCACAUAUUGGAUCCGUUAAUUUUAACCUUCUGGAGUGUAUCUGUUUUGUAUAUUAAACUGUUCAAUAAAUAAUUUUAAUUCUGCAAAUUAUGGAACUUGGUUUUUCCUGAUUUAGAAA
Messenger RNA from Gadus chalcogrammus (walleye pollock), 5333 nucleotides. RefSeq names its product DNA replication helicase/nuclease 2 (gene dna2). The record is from RefSeq and is a predicted model, not a curated record. NCBI's taxonomy places the organism in Eukaryota, Metazoa, Chordata, Actinopteri, Gadiformes, Gadidae. The transcript is spliced from 25 exons. Gene Ontology annotation, molecular function: 5'-flap endonuclease activity; single-stranded DNA helicase activity. Gene Ontology annotation, biological process: replication fork reversal. Gene Ontology annotation, cellular component: cytoplasm. The coding region runs from base 252 to 4412 and encodes 1386 amino acids.